Molecule: messenger RNA, 2205 nt
Organism: Coprinopsis cinerea okayama7#130
Lineage: Eukaryota; Fungi; Basidiomycota; Agaricomycetes; Agaricales; Psathyrellaceae
Exons: 4
Coding region: 1-2205 (734 amino acids)
Biological process (GO): transmembrane transport
Cellular component (GO): membrane
Molecular function (GO): ATP hydrolysis activity; ATP binding; ABC-type oligopeptide transporter activity
Source: RefSeq, a predicted model, not a curated record
AUGCCUCGACCGACACCACCGACUCUGAAAGUGGACACGACGCACGCGAACGAGGUGCACAACCACCACAAUGAGCUGCGGUACGAACUAGAAGUCACGCCCCGCCCCUCGCUCGACACAGUCUCCAUCGCGGAUCUCAAGAAUCCUUCACCAGCUAUGCACAACAACGACAACAACGACAAUGAGAAGGACGGCAACGACUCGCCGUCGCCGUCGCCGCUGCAGACGACGACGCAGGUCGAACCCUCCAUCCGGCUGCUCUUCUCCCUCCUCUCGCGGCGGCACUUCUUCUUACUCCUCCUCCCCGCCAUCCUCACCUCCCUCAUCUCCGGCGGCAUCGCCCCUUUCAUGACCUACGUCGUCGGCCAAGCCUUUGACGCCUUUGCACAAUACCCGCUCUCCGACGCUACAGCCCAAGACAAAAGCGAUCUGCUCCGCGGGGUGGGUCUCGCUGCUCUGAGCCUUGUGGGGCUGGCGUUUGGCAGUCUGGCACUGGGGAGUUUGACGAGCUUUUUGUGGAUCUGGGUUGGGGAAGUUAAUACGGGUGAGGUGAGGAGGCGGGUGUAUCGGGGUGUGAUGGGGAAGGAUAUGGGGUGGUUUGAUGCCAUUGGGGAGGCGAGGGAUAAUGGGGAGCAGGAGGAGGGCGAGGAGGGUCCUGUCGGCGCUGGUGGGAUGAUGGCCAAGUUUACCAGAGAGACAGACGACGUGCGCUACGCCACCUCGCUCGCCUCGGGGCUCCUAAUCCAGCAUUUAACAACCACAAUAACAUGCCUCAUCCUCGCGUUUGUGCGCUCGUACCAACUCACCUUGGUCAUCCUCUCCGCCGUGCCGCUCUUGACGAUCAUCCAAGCCCUCUCGCAAUCUUUCGCCACACCGCUCCUCUUCGCCGAACGCCACAGCAUCUCCGUCUCCGCGACCCUCAUCGAGCGCUCGCUCAACGCAAUCUCAACCGUCAAAGCCUUCAACGCCCAACCCUUCGAACUCGCCCGCGCGCGGCAAUCCUUCAAAUCCAUGCUCUCCUACGCCAAGAAGCUCUCCCUCGUCUGGGGUCUCUCCUCCGGGAUCGCCCAGUUCGUCAUGAUGUGCAUGUUCGUGCAGGGGUUCUGGUUCGGGUCUAAGUUGGUUAGAGAGGGUAAAGUGAGCCCUGGGGACGUGAUGGCUGUGUUUUGGGCGUGCUUGAUUGCGACGAGUAAUUUGCAGAUGUGUAUUCCGCAGGUUAUUGCGGUUGCGAAGGGCAAGUUUGCGAUGGGGCAGUUGGUGGGGUUGGUCGGUGAUGGGCCUGUUGAGAGUGCGUUGGAGGGUGGGGCGGGGUCUCCCCCGCCGCCUCCACCGUAUGGAGCCCAUGCUGGAGAGAAGGGAUGUGUACCGCCGAGUCCGACGACUGCGACGACGACGACUGCGGGGCAUGGCGUCACGCCCAUCUCGCCUUCUACAACACUCACUUUCUCCACCCUCGCCCACCCCCACGCUCAACAACAACCCUCCUCCAAAGGCAUCCGCAAGCUCCGCAAAAUCACACCAGCGAAAUGCCACGGCGAGCUCGCGCUGCACAAUGUUACGUUCGCGUACCCCACGCGUCCGAAUGUGGAGGUGCUGAAGGAUGUGUCGAUGUACCUUCCUGCGAGGGAGAUGACGUUUAUUGUGGGUGCUAGUGGGAGUGGCAAGUCGAGUAUUGCGCAGUUGUUGUUGCGUAUGUAUGAGCUUAAUGGCUCGCGGAGGGGGAGUGGAGGGUUUCCGAUGGGUGAUACACCGGAAUUGGAUAUGCAUUUACCUCCUAAAGACCCCUCCGAUUCCGACGACCCCGCCUCUCGCUCCCACGACAUCGACCUCGAUGAAAUCCCCCUGUCACCGACCAACCCCACUCGCCGAACAGCCGCUGGGACGACGACGAGUAGCAGUAGUAGGAGGAAUAAAGGCUACAUCUCGUUGGACGAACAGGACGUUUCGUACCUCGAUGAGAAGUGGGUCCGGAGUAAGGUGAUGGGUGUUACGCAGAGCACGUGUGUGAUCCUCGAGGGCAAGACGGUGUUUGAGAAUGUGGCUUGUGUUGUUGAUGGAGCCACCCAAGAAGACGUUGAAACAGCCUGUCGAGCGGCGCUCAUCCAUGAGUUUGUACGUGAUUUACCGGAUGGGUAUGAUACUGUUUUGAGUAGUUCUGGAGCGGUGGUCAACGACAACGGCUCGCGUUUGCGCGUGCGAGGUUGA